AUGGCUCAAGAAUCUGACAAGUAUCGACUCCUUUUUGAGGAACAAAAAAAGCUCCGAGAGGAAACUGAACAACGCCUGCGUGCUACACAACAAGACCUACACACUGCGCAACAAAGUCUCCACGACGAAAGAGAGCAGAUACGACCGACCACCAUCUUUGAGUUCCUUGAUGGCUGCCACACCCAUUUGUUCCGCGGACUUACCGUUCGUAAUCCCAAGGACUCGACAAAGGGUGACUUAUCGAAUCCGGAUGGCAAACUUCGCCCUGAGAGAAUUCGACAGUGGCCUGACUUUGCUGCAGAACAAGGGCGCAUUUGGAAAGAUCUCAUUGGGAUGGAUUUUGUCCUAGAGCGCCACUUCAAAUCACUACAUGGGCUGGCGGAAUCUGGAGCAGAAUUACGGACCGAGAAGACAGGGUCUGAAUUGGACCUUCGACAGUUUCAGCAUGAGACUCUCACUCGCCCGGUUCGUUCGGUGGUCACGAAACUGCACUCAAACAUACAAAUACGCCAGCACUUCCGCCUCUUGGGCAGCAUCACCUUUGAGAAUCACGGAAACACACUGAGUGAAGAAUCUACUGAAACCAGGUCACUCGAGGGACCACCACGUCCCACAAAGCUUCGAAAAACUGGUCGAGCUGAUGCCACGCCCGUUACAACACCGCGCUCUUCCCGCCCCCUGGCGGAUGAGUUCUGCAUAUAUAACAAGGGUGACGGCGAAAAUGUGCCCGCAUAUAUUGUGGAGCUUAAAGCACCGCAUAAGCUACCACUGUCGACAAUCAACUCCAUGCUGCAUGACAUGGACCUUGAAGAUGUGCUCCUGCAUACACCCGACGAGCCUGAAGAGAUUGCAUGUCGUCGUGAGAUGGCCGCUGUGAUCACCCAGGCAUUCUCCUACAUGAUCAAGUCCGGAGUGGGGUAUGGGUAUGUGUGCACAGGAGAGGCUUUCAUCUUUCUUCACGUUGGCAAGGACCCAACAACUGUAUUUUACUACCUCUCCACCCCGGGCAAGGAUGUGGGGGAAACCACUGGGUAUACCGGCCGAACGGAUUCUCCCAACAAGCUGCAUUUGACGGCUGUUGGCCAGGUGCUUGCCUUCACCCUCAAGGCGAUGCAGGUAGAGCCCUAUUGCCAAUCUUGGCGAACAGAGGCGGAAGCCCAGCUGAAGCCGUGGAGGCUCAUAUACCAGGAUGAUGCCAUUGUUUCUUCGCCACGGACGGUGACGACGCAGGAAUACACACCAGAACAUCAAAACCGAGUGGACUAUGCCAGAAGCUCACCCAUUGUGACAAGGUCUAAAAAACCUCUACUUCUGCGAUCGUCGCCGUGCAAUCCAUCGCAGGCGUCGUCGCGAAGUCCGGUGGAUAGCAGCGAUGAAGACCCCACGGACGUGAUGGACUCCCCGAGCAAAGCACCGCGUAGCUCGGCAAAUGUUAUGGUUGUGAUCCCAUCUCGCUCCAGCGACCGGUCGUCGUUCCAGAGGUACUCCGAAAACCAGGGUAGGUCGCGGCCGUACUGUACCCACAAGUGUCUUCUCGGAUUAUCCAAAGAAGGGCCAUUGGACGAGGCAUGCCCCAACAUCGCUGACCAUGGAACCGGCCAGCAUCAGAUCAACCUGUCUAAGUUUUCAGUUCUCCUACACGAACAGCUGCUGAACAAGGCCAAGCGCAUCUCUGAUCCUUACGAGUCCGAUGGGUGCGAGUCGCUUCACAUCCAUGGCUCUCGCGGGGCGCUGUUUGAAGUUGUGCUCAUGCCGUAUGGAUAUAAACUGGUGGGUAAGGGGUUCCCGCCCGGAUUGUCGAGUUAUUUACUGCAUGAGAAUGCUGUCUAUGGGCGUCUUCGCCCCAUCCAGGGUCGUCACAUCCCUGUGUGUCUCGGGAUCCUGGAUCUCUCCAAGCGACCUCUCUUCUAUGAUGGAAUUGCUAGGAUUCCUCGCCUUUUACUUCUCAGCCAUGCUGGAAUUCCUCUUCCGUGCUCUGAUGUUGGCAGCAAAAUUAUCCAUAAUACGGCGACAUCGUCACUUCAGGCGAUUCACCAGCUUGGGGUGUACCAUGGCGAUGCCUUUGUCCAUAACAUGUUCUGGAGUAUAGAGAACCAGAGCGUGAUGUUUAUUGACUUUGAGCGAGCUCAGAUCUGGAAUUCUAGGCCCAGUCUACAGGUCACGUCGCUGAACGGAAAGCGCAAGAAGCUGAAUGCAAAGCAGGUCACCAAGAUGCAGUUAAAGUCCGAAAUGCUAAGAAUGCAAAUCAACCUCGAUGGCUAGGGAUGAGGUUUCUAAACCUAUAUUUGCAAAUAAUCGCAUAUGAAUGCAAAGUGAUUUCGCUGCAGGGGAAUAAUUGUUUGGAUUCGCUAAGCUACCUAAAGGGGGAUUUCGCCUAAUCUAUGUGGGUCAUGUGAGUGAGGUGCUAGUUGGAUUACCUAACACCCCCAAUGCAAUGAGCUCCAGCAGCAAGUGAGCCACAAUAGAUCCAAAGCUUCCAAAUUGUCAUGGGCCAAGCUGAAGUUACUAGCUAAAGGCUCUAUAUACAUGAAUGUAUUGCUUGAGAAAGAAGA
Messenger RNA from Coccidioides immitis RS, 2552 nucleotides. RefSeq lists its product as uncharacterized. The record is from RefSeq and is a predicted model, not a curated record. Bases 1 to 2262 code for a protein of 753 amino acids. NCBI's taxonomy places the organism in Eukaryota, Fungi, Ascomycota, Eurotiomycetes, Onygenales, Onygenaceae. The transcript has a single exon.